UCGAUCAUCCUUGAAGACGCGCGCCGAGAGCUUUGCGGCGGAAAUCUGGACUUCAUCGCCACCGUCGACAACACUGGUCUGGUGGUCGCCUUCAAUCCUGGGCCCGACUACAACGACAGGGUGUCGGACACAGAGUUCCUGGAUCUCCAGUAUGAGUAUCGCGCGUUCAGGAGCCUCAUCGAGAAUUCAAGCGAGCUGGUUUUGGACAGCUACGAAGGCUCCUUAAGCAGCCUGGCGUACGGGUUCAGAGGCAGCCGGUUCACGGUGGAAGGCAAACUUUGGCAGGACCUGGCCGAUGCCACCUCCCAGCUGAACAUCUUGUGCUAUGAUCUGGACUACCCAGGCUCCGAGUUGUGGGGCACCGUCUCGGAGGUCCUGAACUCCCUGGACGUCUCGGAAGCGCUGAGCGGCGAGUCCCCCACGGCAGGGCCCUUCCUCUCCUGUGUGGACGUGGGCCCCCGGUGCGGCGAGGAGAGCACGUUCGGCACCCGCGCCAGGCAGUACUGCCCGAUCACCUGCGGCUGCGACCACGCAGCCAGCGCGCUCGCCCUUUUCGUUCCCGAGCACGGCUGCCCCGCCGCCUGCACCACCGGGCAGCGCUACCUGCAGACCCUGGGCGGGAUGACCUGCUCGGACUGGGCCCCCGAGUCCCCGCGGACGUACCACGGGGCGGACUGGUACCAGGGAACAGACCUGGUCCAAGCCUACACGGAUGGUCUGCGGCAGACCACGUGGCCGCCAGAGGUCAUAGAACACAUGAUCCAGACUAUGUCUGACGCCAUAGCUACCAUCGGCUGCGCGGGGGUUGCCCAGGCCAUGCUGUCGUACAACGACUCGGAUCCAAAUCCAUGGCAAUUCGGAAACCUGUGCGCGGAGACCAAUUUGUACGGCUUCCGGCCCAUAACGACCAUCUGCCCG
This is a messenger RNA of Prorocentrum cordatum, 918 nucleotides long. The record is from the annotation of a GenBank genome assembly. Lineage: Eukaryota; Dinophyceae; Prorocentrales; Prorocentraceae.